This is a messenger RNA of Cutaneotrichosporon cavernicola, 651 nucleotides long. RefSeq lists its product as uncharacterized. The coding region runs from base 1 to 651 and encodes 216 amino acids. NCBI's taxonomy places the organism in Eukaryota, Fungi, Basidiomycota, Tremellomycetes, Trichosporonales, Trichosporonaceae. The record is from RefSeq and is a predicted model, not a curated record. The transcript has 7 exons. Gene Ontology annotation, molecular function: GTP binding; GTPase activity.
AUGACCGACCAAGGCUAUGCUUCGUCUGGUUCCGGCAGCGGGCGCGUGUCAGGCAGCGAGGCGGGCGACAGGAACGCUGUCGUGUUAAAGGUCGGCAUGGUCGGCGACGCCGGCAUCGGCAAGACGUCGCUCAUGGUCAAAUAUGUGGAGGGAAGCUUCGACGAAGACUACAUCCAAACACUUGGCGUAAACUUUAUGGAGAAGGCUAUCACCAUUCGUAAUACGGAGAUCACCUUUUCUAUUUGGGAUCUAGGUGGGCAGCGCGAGUUCGUGUCCAUGCUGCCGCUCGUGUCCAACGAUGCCGUCGCGAUCCUUUUCAUGUUCGACCUCACACGGAAAGCGACGCUCAACAGCAUAAAGGAAUGGUACCGACAGGCGCGCGGAUUCAACAAGACGGCCAUUCCAGUGUUAAUCGGGACCAAGUUCGACCUCUUCGCGACGCAGCCACUUGAGGAACAGGAGGAGAUCACCAAGCAGGCCAAGCGGUUCUCAAAGGCCAUGCGCGCACCACUUAUCUUCUGCUCGACGAGCCACUCGAUCAACGUCCAGAAGAUCUUCAAGAUUGUGCUUGCUAAGGCGUUUGACCUCAAAUGUGUUAUCCCAGAAAUCGAAGAGGUUGGCGAGCCAAUCUUGCUGUAUAUCGACGUGUAG